CAAACGCCAAAGCUGUCACCAGCAUUGAGAGUGACAGUUUCCGAAGGCUCUGGAAAACAUGGGCCGUUGAGGGACUAUAAAUUCCAUUCCCAUUCCCAUUCUCAUUCCCCUGUGCUCCUCUGUAAUAUUCGUAUUUGCUGGGUCAGGGGAUAUACGAAUCGGAGCUCCGAAUUUAAGACUCUUAAUUCGAAAUUCCAAUUGGAUCGCCCAGCACUCUCUCCAACUCCAAAGUUCGUUCUUCUGUGACAAUUUUCACCCAUUCUUCUUUCUUUUUUAUUUUUGCUUAUUAUUAUUAUAAUGCCCCGUUUGGAGAAGCAGAAAUGCAGCAUCAUUUCAAGUCUUACAUUUUUAAUGCGUUUCCAAAACUUAAUAGUUUAAUUGAUGUUGUCAAUUGUUUGCGAUUGCUUUUGUUUGCUGAUUAAUUUUGGUUUUACGGUUGUAAUUUGUGCGUUUGUGAUAUUUGUUGAUGUUUCUGGAAACUCAAUUUUGAACGUAAUACUUAUACACGUUAGAAAGUUGUUGCACAUAUUAUAUGGAAGAAAAUGUGAAAACAAUUUUUUUUAGCUAUAAGGAAGUUUUAUGUGUUUGGAAAUUAAUAAGAAGACACUUCUUUGCUUGUUGUAUGGAUGGGUAAGGUGCCAGAACAUAGGGGAUUCGGGAGUGCAAAAAUUUAAGGUUCGAGGUGGAAGAGUGAUUUUGUUGGUGUCGCUAGUGUGUACAACUGUGCAUAGAAAUGUUUUCCAGGAAAUUGUACUUAGUGUCCAAAGUGGACACCCAAUUGCAGAUUAUACACUACAAGGAUACUCUGUUUAUUAAUGGAAGAGUGGCCCGAAAAGUACAUCUUUUACUGCCAUUUUGAUACACUUUGUCCGCAAAACUUUUAACAUCUACAAAUGUAUAGGAUUUGGAACUAAUUUUGGUAUCGUUGAAGCAUCUUAUGGGAUUUCCUUUCGCAUAAUUCAUGACAAUUAUGCUUUUGUUUCUUUGCCCAUUGUGAAUUGUGAAAGGGUCGGCUUAAUGCUUGCACCUAUUGUUUGGUCGAUGAUAAUUAUCAGUACCAAUCUGUCUCUUUCUUCAUCCAGCUUACAUUUCAUCUAGGCUUGGUCAAGUUGCUUGAAGAGACAAACCUAUUUUGAUUAUGGAUAGGGACUUCAUGUUCUUGAAUUUUCAAUAUGGUUAUGCAGUCCUUGGAGUAAUUCGAAUGUUCCUUUUGGCAAAGGGGUCUAUCGAUCACAUAUUGAUUUGACAAGUGAACUCACUAAAAAAAAAUUCUGAUUUGGCCAAAAGGAAUCUAUCAAGGUGCAGACUAUAUGAAAUUUAUAAAAGGUUAAAUUAUCGGUCCUUAUAGUUUCAUUGAAUUUUCAAAUUGGUUUUUGUACUUUGUAAAUUUUUAACAAAAGUUUUUAUUUUUAAAAAUUUGAAAUAGGUUCUUAUUGUUUAACUAACUAUUCAAUUUAACCCUUACCAAAUAUAAUUUUUUCUAAUUAAGUCCACUAUAAACGUACAGUAAUAACAAUACAGAAUGGUCUGCAUAGACUAUAAACAAUCAUUAGUGGAGGGUUAGCUGAUUGGACCUAUCAAAACUCUAAAGAGGGCCUUUGAAAGAGCUUAUUUGGGUUUAUGAAAGUAGUUCAUGACCUUCUUUUUUGUAAGUCUUUUUUAGUUUAUUUUAAUAAGCUCUGUGGGGAAGUUUAUCAAAAUUAAGUUUUUCUUGGCUUAUUUUAAUGGGUUGUAAACUUCACUGACAUGUUUAUAAAUAAGUUCACAUUUGAUAUUAAGAGCUUAUUAGAAAGUGUUUGAUUAAAUUGUUUACCCAAAUACACCCUAAAAGUAGGAGGCUACCAUAUAAAACUUUUAUAUUAUAAAGGCUUAAAAAUUUGGUGAAACUAUAAGGACCAACAGAGUAAUUAAUGUGCUAAGUAUUUGCUUUUGGUAAGUUUCAGUUUUUGGAGGAGUCAAUGCAGAACUGCCAAGUAAGUAUAGUGGGAUUUGUUCCAGGAGUUCUUCAAGGAAUCAAGUGAUCAUUCAAUGCUAUUGGUUUCUAUUUACCUCUAGAAGCUGCCAAGCAAUCCAGUGCUACAUUGGUGUUUAUGUGGAAUUAUUGUAUGUGCACUUGUUUUGGUCACUAGGCUUACUGCCUUCUUCUAGAUAGCUUAUAAUCUUAUCUAAAGAUAGCUAGCAUCAUGGGAGAGGUAGCAGUAAUGCACUCUGAGCCUCUGCAGUUUGAGUGCCAUGACAUGAAGCACAUGACUGACAAAGAUGUGUAUAAUCUUCCAUCAAAUGCAGAGCAAAUACUUGGAGAAGAGUCGAGUCAAUCAACAGCCCACAAAGAGAUCAAUGACUCACAAGAGAGAGGAUAUAUGGAAUAUGGAUGUCAACAUUACCAAAGAAGAUGCCGUAUUAGAGCCCCCUGUUGCAAUGAGAUUUUUGAUUGCCGCCAUUGUCACAAUGAGGCAAAAAAUAAUAUCAACAUCGAUAAGAAGCAGAGACAUGAUAUUCCCCGCCAUCAAGUUAAACAGGUGAUUUGUUCACUUUGUGGGACUGAACAAGAGGUUCAGCAACACUGUAUCAACUGUGGUGUCUGUAUGGGCAAGUACUUCUGUGGGACUUGUAAACUCUUUGAUGAUGAUGUAUCUAAGCAACAGUACCAUUGCAGUGGCUGUGGAAUUUGCAGAACUGGAGGAAGUGAAAAUUUCUUCCACUGCUACAAGUGUGGUUGUUGCUACUCAACUCUGCUGAAAAACAGUCACCCUUGUGUGGAAGGAGCAAUGCAUCAUGAUUGCCCCAUUUGUUUUGAGUUUUUGUUUGAAUCUGUGAAUGAUGUCACUGUUUUGCUGUGUGGACAUACAAUCCAUAAGAGCUGCCUCAAGGAAAUGAGGGAACAUUUCCAGUAUGCUUGCCCCCUCUGCUCAAAGUCGGUUUGUGAUAUGUCAAAGGUAUGGGAGAAAUUUGACUUGGAGAUUGCGGCUACACCAAUGCCCGAACCGUAUCAAAACAAAAUGGUUUGGAUCCUUUGCAAUGAUUGUGGCAAAACUUCUCACGUUCAGUUCCAUCUUGUUGCACAAAAGUGCUUGAACUGCAAAUCCUACAACACACGACAAACAAGAGGCUGAGCAAGUGGCAUGAUUAUUUAUCGAUUUCUAUAGGACUGAAUUUGCUUUCACUUCAUUCCUGUGAACGUAGUGGCAACCCAAGUGCAACUUCAGAGUAUGAGGAAAAUGCAUGCACGUGUGGAAUUUCAGUUUUCUACUACAGGCUGAACCCCAUCCAAGGAAGAGGAGCGGGUUUUCACGUUGGUUUGGUGUCGGGGAUCAGGUCAGCAGUUGUUUUGUCGGUUGUUUUUGGUUGGGGGUAAUUGUUUGCUGUUGCCCUUUUAGUUUUAUGUUUAUUUUGGAUAUGUAAACUUUCAAAUUAGCUUUGUUACUCGAUAUAUUUGUAGAAUCUUACUAGGACAACGAUGAACAUGUUACCUAUCCGAAAGUUGAACUUGGGUUUACAUAAACCCAUUUUAAGAAAAGUACUGCAUUGUGUUCCUGAAUUUAAUCAUAACCUAGAAAAUGAGAAUUGCAGUUU
Molecule: messenger RNA, 3573 nt
Organism: Abrus precatorius (Indian licorice)
Lineage: Eukaryota; Viridiplantae; Streptophyta; Magnoliopsida; Fabales; Fabaceae
Product: probable E3 ubiquitin-protein ligase RZFP34
Exons: 13
Coding region: 2184-3113 (309 amino acids)
Biological process (GO): protein ubiquitination; ubiquitin-dependent protein catabolic process
Cellular component (GO): nucleus
Molecular function (GO): zinc ion binding; ubiquitin protein ligase activity
Source: RefSeq, a predicted model, not a curated record